Penicillium subrubescens is the source of this 1788-nucleotide messenger RNA. RefSeq names its product putative nucleotide-sugar transporter. The coding region runs from base 1 to 1788 and encodes 595 amino acids. Gene Ontology annotation, molecular function: antiporter activity. Gene Ontology annotation, cellular component: Golgi apparatus; endoplasmic reticulum-Golgi intermediate compartment; cis-Golgi network. Gene Ontology annotation, biological process: UDP-glucose transmembrane transport. The record is from RefSeq and is a predicted model, not a curated record. The transcript has 2 exons. Lineage: Eukaryota; Fungi; Ascomycota; Eurotiomycetes; Eurotiales; Aspergillaceae.
AUGGGGCUGUCACCCGCCGGCAACGGGCACCACCGACGGCGGAGCUCGGUGCUCACGGGCGCAAGUCGUUCAAUGCAGCCGGGCUCCUCGGAACGGAGGGAUGAUAGUCUGCGACCCCAUGGAGAAGGAGGUCCAACCAAAUGGGACGAACAGGAGCCCUUGACAGCCGAGGAUACCGAUUCCUCAGAAUUAUCGUCCUCGGCCCUGGAACAGCGGGAGUUGGAAGUGAUGAGUUCGGACGAUGACCAAUAUGACGAGGAGACGGGUCUCACAGCAAACCAGAAACGCCAGCGGCGACGACGGCGUCGGCAACGUCGCAAGUUGGAUGCUCGUAUCGCCGACGUCAAGUUCUCUCGAUUUGGUCUGCCCUCACUAGGGUUGGCCGAUCGCAAUUUUGCUCGCAAGCUACUUGCGAAUGCUGGAUUGAUCUUGAUGUGGUACUUCUUCUCCUUGUCCAUCUCUAUCUACAACAAAUGGAUGUUCUCCGAAAACGAUAUCGUCUUCCCCUUUCCUCUCUUCACUACCAGCUUGCACAUGGCUGUCCAAUUCACCCUCGCCUCUCUUUUGCUAUGGAUAUUUCCUUCUCUGCGUCCUCAACAUCCCCCGGGGUCACCCUCUGCAUCGCCCGUGGAAGGCUCCAAAGAGUCUGAACCGGUGCUCACCAAAUCCUUCUACCUCACACGCCUCGUUCCUUGCGGUGCGGCGACAUCGCUCGAUAUCGGCCUUGGCAACACCUCCCUCAAGUUCAUCUCUCUCACAUUUCUCACCAUGUGCAAAUCGUCUGCACUCGCCUUCGUUCUUCUCUUUGCUUUCCUUUUCCGCCUGGAAUCUCCUUCUGUCAAGUUGAUUCUGAUCAUCGCUACAAUGACGAUUGGUGUGGUGAUGAUGGUCGCAGGCGAGGCCGCUUUCAAUGCGCUUGGAUUCAGUCUCGUCAUUGCUUCCGCUUUCUUUUCAGGUUUCCGAUGGGGACUGACACAGAUUCUCCUGCUCCGCCAUCCGGCCACCUCAAAUCCCUUCUCGACUCUCUUUCUCCUUACGCCCGUCAUGUUCUUUUCUCUUCUCGCCAUCUCGCUCGCGGUCGAGGGCCCUAACGAUAUUCAUUACGGUUUCCUCGCCCUCGCCGAGCAACGGGGAACUUUGUUCGGCUCGUGCCUGUUGAUAUUCCCCGGUGUUCUCGCCUUUUGCAUGAUCUCAUCUGAAUUCGCUUUGCUGAAACGAUCUUCCGUCGUCACUCUCAGCAUUUGUGGAAUCUUUAAAGAAGUCGUCACAAUCAGUGCUGCGGGUGUAAUCUUCCAUGAUAAGCUCACAGUCGUUAAUAUAACCGGCUUGGUUGUGACCAUUGGAAGCAUUGGGUGCUAUAAUUACAUGAAGAUCUCCAAGAUGCGCAGCGAAGUAGAGGAUGACGACUGGCACCGCGACGGAACACCAGACUCGGACUCUGAAGAUGCCAGCGGUGGCGAGUUUGGAGACUACCAUCCUGUCACCGAUUCUGAAUCGGGCACGUCUCCUGCAGCGCACUACGACGAUGAUCUGCAAGCCUCUUCAGCAGGGGACCAGCGACGCUCAUUCCGUGUCCGGGCAAGCGGUCACAACCUGUCAAUCUCCACGACCAUCCCAGAGGACGAUUCUAUCGAAACACCUAUCAAAUCCGCUCCUCCCACGAUAACCACCAUGGCCGAGGCGGGACUUUCCUCGCACCUCCAAGCAUCCGAUCGGGAAGAUUCACCAGGUGUUCACUCCAGCUCCUCUGUCUCACCGAUUAUGAGCCAACCCCCCGCCCACCCUUAG